This is a messenger RNA of Owenia fusiformis, 2849 nucleotides long. NCBI's taxonomy places the organism in Eukaryota, Metazoa, Annelida, Polychaeta, Sabellida, Oweniidae. The record is from the annotation of a GenBank genome assembly.
CCGGAAUUGAAGUAUUGCGAAACUGCAUAAAAUUAACUUGUCUUUCGCAAUUUAUGAUUGCAUGGGAUCACUCGGUGAUCAGCUGUUGGCUAAUGAUGCAAGACUAUGGUAUUUAUAGUAAUACUACACGCGAGAGUUGCAGAAUAAGCUGCAAAAGAACGGAAGAGAAACGUUUGAAAUUUUGGACAUAUUCUUGCCUUUGGAUUUCAAGUGCAAUCGGAUUUUGAAAAAUUACAUGACUUAUCUGGAAGGCAUGGCGAGAUUGAAACGAAACUAAUUGAACUGAAACAGUACGGACUGAAAAAAAUUGUAGAAAAUGUCGGAUCAUUAUCUGGUAUACCAAUGUCACCUCUUAUAUCUCGGAUGCGCUCUAGUAGUAUGACUAAAGCAGAGACUAGCCCUGGAACAGGCCAACAUACAUCUAGUAAACCAAUCGAUAUAAACAGGACACAAAGUAUGAAGGAUCACAAUUCUGGGUCCCCUGGUCCUGCACAGAGGCCGAGGACCAUAAAUCUGGGAGGAAAACAUCCUCCUAGUAAGCACAAAUCACAUCAGACUCCGGCUUCAACACUGGACUCCCCGAAAACACCUCGAGUGACCCACAUAGGCCUGGACAGUGUCAGAAUGGUGAAAGAUGCAGUGUUGUCCCGUAUUAGAACCUACAGUGAAAAAUCAGUGAAUGUGCCAUCAGAGUACUCCCUGGAUGAUGAUAACACUGGUAAUUCUAUUGGGAGCAGUUAUGGUUCGGUGCAUCAGACUCCCAGCCAGGGAUCGGGGCAGAUUGAAGGCAAAGUCGAUGCUCUGGAAGGCUUGUCUAUGUGUGAUACAAUGAGUGCAUUCAGCUGCCAGAGUCUCACCAAUAUCCCUGAAUCUCUCCGCAGACAACUUUCUAUGAGGUCUGGUAAUGCGGAAAUCCUGAAACAGAUCCAUCAAAAUGAUACAAUUACAAAAGCAAGUUAUACAAGUGGAAUCGACGUUGUCCCUGAAUUAGAGGCAGAUGCUUUUGAGAACCAGGCAUAUUUGGACUCCAUUGCGAGCCAAGCAAGCUCUAAGCCAUUGCUACGCAAGUUAAACUCAAUGGUUGACAAACCAGGGGUUGACCAAUCGACCUUGGAUGACCCGAAUAACUGGACACAAAGUUUACCUGAUUUAGAGAAUUCAGCCUAUGUUGAUUCUAUACAGAGUACUAGCAGUGGAAAGGCACUUUUAGCUCGCACGGGGGUUGCACUGAGUCUUGAUGGGAUAUCACGCUGGAUCCCACCCGUGAAUGUUAUCACGAGGGAGACGUAUGUACGACAAGAUAGCACACUACCGGAAAAACAACGCUACUUGAAAAAUCUAGUUGUCAUAAGCUGUAGUCAGAUGUUUAUAUACACAGCGUUCUCAUCUCUUCGGAAUCUCCAAAGUAGCAUCAAUCAUGAAGGUGGUUUAGGACUGACAUCAUUGGCGUGUCUCUAUGCCUGUUUCUUCAUGGGAUGUAUAUUCGCUACAGCUAUCGUUCAAAGACUUAUGCCUAAAACGACAAUCAUUUUAACAGUUGUUGCAAACAUUAUAUACUCAUGUGCCAAUUUUUAUCCAAGCUAUUACACGCUAUUACCUGCGUCAUGUAUUUUGGGGUUCUUCUUGGCCAAUAUGUGGACAGCAAGUGGCUCGUACAUUUUGACAAUCGCAACAAGUUAUGCUUCAUUAAGUGGCAAGAGCCUCCCCAAUGUACUGACUAGAUUUAACGGGAUAUUUUUCCUGUUUUUUCAAAAUUCUCAAAUAAUUGGAGGGCUCAUUGCAUCUACUGUUAUGGGAAACAAUAAAGCCAUUACAGAUGAAUAUAUCUUGGUUGGCAGUGGCAACAGCACAAACAAUACUGGUUUCUAUGGUAACUCCAGCCGUGUUCACGGUGAUGACCUUCAGCUUAUGAACCCUAAGAAUCUUUGUGGUUCUAAAUACUGUCAUGAUAAAGCAAUCGACACAGCUCGUGUUGCUAUGGCACCACACACACUCUACAUGUUGCUUGGUAUUUACAUUGGAUGUGGUCUCCUAGCGUUGUUUCUCACAGCAGUAUUUCUCGAUCGCUUGAGUGAUAUAUUCACGAGGACUGAUACUACUAUUAAGCAACAAAUUGGUGCCGUAUUCAAGUUCUUUGGACGCAAGAAAGCUCUUCUUCUGAUGCCUAUGAUGUUCUAUACUCUACUACAGUUCUCAUUCUUCUAUGGGGAGGUCACUAAGGCAUUUGUGACGUGUCCACUAGGGGUCCAUAUGGUUGGCUACUUCAUGACAGUCUUUGCCUCCAUGGCCUCCAUCAGUGCAUAUAUCUCUGGUAAACUCUCCAGAUACACAGGCAGACUGCCAAUGUUUGCCCUUGCUGCCUUGGUGCAUGUUUGUUUGAUGGUGCUUAUGUUACUAUGGCAACCAAGAUCUGGCUCCAUGGCAAUGAUAUUCAUGAUCGCAGCGAUUUGGGGCUCAGUGGAAGGAAUAUGGCAGACACAAUUACAAAGUUUCCUAGGAUUGUUAUUUGCAAGACAAAAGGAGAGUGCCUUUGCUGGUUGCAAGAUGAUGCAGUCGCUUGCAUCGACCAUCUCAUUUAUGUAUGCUCCUUAUACAUGCACCGCUACCAAGAUAUACAUAGUCCUGGCCAUAUUGGCUCUGGCAAUGGCCCUGUACUGUGUAUUGGAACUUCAUUUGAGAGCUGAGAAAAGGGCUGAAAAUGAGAAAGAUACUGUAGAGCAGAAGAAAGCUGCCUUAGUGUAGAAAUACAUAUUCCUGGCCAUGUUGAUUGUGUCCGUGGCCCUGUACUUUGUAUUGGAACUUCAUUUGAGUGCUGAGAAAAGAGCAGAUAAUGAGAAAGAUACUGUCUG